AUGCCCAAGAUCCGCACGACGCGCUCCAAGCCGCCGCCGGAGGGGUACGAGGAGAUUGCCUCGAUCCUCGACGACUACGACCGCGCGAUGCGCGACGCGGAAAACGAGAGCAACGAGGGAAAGCGCAAGGCCGAGUCGCUCUGGCCCAUUAUGCGCAUCAGCCACACGCGCUCGCGGUACAUCUACGACCUCUUCUACAAGCGCGACGCCAUCUCGCGCGAACUCUACGACUGGCUCAUCAAGGAGGGCUUUGCCGAUCCAAAUCUCAUCGCAAAGUGGAAGAGAAACGGCUACGAAAAGCUCUGCUGCGUGCGGUGUAUCCAGUCUCGGGACAUGAACUACCAAGGCUCGACAUGCAUCUGCCGCGUCCCCAAGUCGCAGUUGAGAGCGGGCACCGUCGUCGAAUGCGUACAUUGCGGCUGUCGAGGCUGCGCAUCAGCCGACUGA
Molecule: messenger RNA, 447 nt
Organism: Pseudozyma flocculosa PF-1
Lineage: Eukaryota; Fungi; Basidiomycota; Ustilaginomycetes; Ustilaginales; Ustilaginaceae
Exons: 4
Coding region: 1-447 (148 amino acids)
Biological process (GO): mRNA splicing, via spliceosome
Cellular component (GO): spliceosomal complex; nucleus
Source: RefSeq, a predicted model, not a curated record